UCUGCCUUAUGAAGUCACAAGGAUCAGAGGGAAGUCUGUGAUCUCCAGCCUCUUUAUUUUGUAUUGUUAUUUUCCCAGCGGAGGGAGGAAAGCGGCUGAGUGAAAACAGCCGAACGCGGGGACGGGCUGCACCAGCUAACUGUGGCCGAGGACUGAAUCAUUUAAAUCAAUACCAACAUCGAUAAACCACCGGGAAAACAAAGGCAGACUUGGAGCAGCUUCAAUGGAUCGAUACGAUAACCUCGACCUGGAUCUGGAGUGUGAAAGGGGAGGAGGCGUAACUGAAAAAGCGGCGUUAUUUGGUGGGAUGUUUAAGAAAUCCCUCAAGUCAUCAGAACCCUCUCUCAAAGAACAGGACAGUUUAUCAGUCAGCAGUGAGCUUUCCAAGAGCGACGAGAGUCUGACUGACAGCAGCACCAAGGAGAAAGGAAGCGUAUUUAAAGGCAUGUUUAAGAAGACCAACAAGGCUGCCAAAGAGGAACAGCCACAGGUCUCCCUGUCAGUACAAAACCCUGAACUGUCCGUCAGCAGUGACGGCUUAACAGACAACAAGCCAUCAAAGGAGAAAUCAGGUGUGUUUGGUGGGAAACUGAAAAGAUCUCCUAAACCAGGACAUGUCCGCAGGCCCUCACAGGAUCUUUUGGAAGACAAGUUUGCAGCCAUUGACGACAGUCUGUCAGAAAACACCACAGCUAAGGAAAAAUCCGGUGUGUUCGGUGGGAUCCUGAAACGACAUGCCCGGAGGCCAUCUCAGGAUCUUCUGGACAAUGAGCUCACAGGCAGUACCGACAGUCCGUCUGAAAACACCACAACUAAGCGGGAGAUUGAACUUGCCUGCAUCAGCUAUUUGGCAGAACUGCUGCCCAGUGAUAGAAAAACUAAAUCCCUGCCUGCCCAUCUGACAGAUCCAUAG
Notothenia coriiceps (black rockcod) is the source of this 913-nucleotide messenger RNA. RefSeq lists its product as uncharacterized. The coding region runs from base 224 to 913 and encodes 229 amino acids. The transcript has 11 exons. The record is from RefSeq and is a predicted model, not a curated record. NCBI's taxonomy places the organism in Eukaryota, Metazoa, Chordata, Actinopteri, Perciformes, Nototheniidae.